This is a messenger RNA of Triticum dicoccoides, 1981 nucleotides long. RefSeq names its product protein kinase PINOID 2-like. The coding region runs from base 7 to 1464 and encodes 485 amino acids. The transcript is spliced from 3 exons. Gene Ontology annotation, biological process: protein phosphorylation. Lineage: Eukaryota; Viridiplantae; Streptophyta; Magnoliopsida; Poales; Poaceae. Gene Ontology annotation, molecular function: protein kinase activity; ATP binding. The record is from RefSeq and is a predicted model, not a curated record.
UCUUCCAUGGCUACCGUUAGAGAUGAAUCGGACUACGACAGUAGCCGUCCGUCGUCGCUCACGGCGCUGGGCUCCCGCCGGAGCUGGAUCAGCGACAUUGGCAGCUCCAGCUCGGUCUCUGGCGGCGGCGAGACCCCCUGCCGCCACAGCAAGCCCCACAAAGCCAACCAUGCCGAGUGGGAGGCCAUCGCGCACGUCCGCGCAGCCGCCACCGGCGGCAGCGUCGGGCUGGACCACUUCCGCCUCGUGCGGCGCCUCGGCAGCGGCGACCUCGGAAACGUCUACUUGUGCGAGCUCCGCGAGCCGCCGCACCGACCGUCGUCGUCCGGGCGCCUCUACUACGCCAUGAAGGUGGUGGACAAGGACGCGCUGGCGUUCCGCAAGAAGCUCCGGCGCGCGGAGGUGGAGCGGGAGAUCCUUCGCUCCCUGGACCACCCCUUCCUGCCCACGCUGUACGCCGACUUCGAGGCGUCGCACUACGCCUGCCUCGUCAUGGAGUUCUGCCCCGGCGGCGACCUCCACGUCGCCCGGCAACGCCAGCCCGGCCGCCGGUUCAGCGUCGCAUCCGCGAGAUUCUACGCGGCGGAGACGGUGCUGGCGCUGGAGUACCUGCACAUGAUGGGGGUUGUGUACCGGGACCUCAAGCCGGAGAACGUCCUGGUGCGCGCCGACGGCCACAUCAUGCUCUCCGACUUCGACCUCUCCCUCAAGUGCGACGACGUCAUCCCCAAGCUCCUCCGCCAACCGAGAGGGGACGGCGCCGGCGCCAACCCGAGCUCCACCUAUGGUCACUCGUCGUCGUGCGUGCCGCCGAUCCAGCCGGUGCUGUCAUGCCUGUUGAAUGGUGUAACACGCAAGCGCCAGGUGCCGAUGCCCGGUGCGGCGGCCGUGGACGCCGACGCCGCCGAGCAUUCCGAGCCCGAACAGACGUCUGAGUCUGACCCUGCAGAGGUGGUGGUGGAGCCUGUGGCGGCCCGGUCCUGGUCCUUCGUGGGCACGCACGAGUACCUGGCGCCGGAGGUGAUCUCCGGACAGGGCCACGGCAGCGCCGUGGACUGGUGGACGCUGGGGGUGUUCAUGUACGAGAUGGUGUACGGCCAGACGCCGUUCAAGGGGGCGACCAACGAGGAGACCCUCGCGAACAUCGUCAGCAAGCGGCCAGUGGCCUUCCCGCGGAUCCCGGCGUCGGCGAGCUGCGGGGAGCGAGAGGAGCUGCUCCGGGCGCAGGACCUCAUGGCCCGACUCCUGGCGAAAUGCCCCGGGAAGCGGCUAGGGAGCUGCACGGGGUCGGGCGAGGUAAAGCGGCACGGGUUCUUCCAGGGCGUGAACUGGGCGCUCGUCAGGUCCGUCCGGCCGCCGGAGGUGCUCGUGCCGGCAGCAAGGAGCAAGGCGAAGACGAUGAGCAGGAAGGAGCGGCAGGAGCCGUACAAGCAGCAACAUGAGGACCAUUUUGACUACUUUUGAGUUGACACCUUGUAGUCUAGACUAGACGGGCAGACGGGGUUAAUUAAGCAGUGUUCAUAAAUUAAAGUUGGUAGUGAUUUCACAACGAAAUAUUACAGUUUGCAUACGCCAGACCAGAACCUGACCGGAGAUGGAGACGCCGUGGCUCGUUGCAGUGUGAUCGUGGGGGACAGGAACAAGGUUGCCGGUGCGGGGUACGAGACGGGGAUUGGUCGACGGCGUUGGACUGGACGAGAACAGAGAUCAUUCCACGGUGAAAGUGUCUUCAACUCUGAAAAACUGUUCGCUUUGUUGAUCACAUGGAUUGAUCAAGAGGGUACCACAAUAUGGUCAAUGGAAGCAACAGUUAACGUAUGGAUCAUAUGGACGAUCAAAGAGAAAAUCAGUUCUCUCUGUAAAAAAGGAGAAUUACUCAAGAGUUUUGUAGUAGUAUAUUUUCCUCUGUUACCAUGUGUAGUCAAACUGAAUGUACUACCAUCUUUAAUGAAGGAUAUGUAAUGCCUGUGUGUUGACCUGA